Molecule: messenger RNA, 4245 nt
Organism: Salvelinus fontinalis (brook trout)
Lineage: Eukaryota; Metazoa; Chordata; Actinopteri; Salmoniformes; Salmonidae
Product: anosmin-1-like
Exons: 14
Coding region: 95-2116 (673 amino acids)
Biological process (GO): neuron differentiation
Cellular component (GO): cell surface; extracellular region
Molecular function (GO): peptidase inhibitor activity; protein binding
Source: RefSeq, a predicted model, not a curated record
AAUUGAAGUUUCUUUAGUUUCUCCACUGGAGUCAACACGCAGUGUAGCCCGAUCAGUGGACGAAUAAAAGCAAUAGGCUUCCCGCAAACGAAAAAUGUUGCCCAGGAGCGUAAAUGUAUGUGUUACCCUGUGUCUAUGGAUUACAGAGUUGUCGACCCAUGGAACUUUCGCUUCGAGGACCAGGCAGGAUGACUCUUUCUUCACUGGCAGCAUUUACCGAGCUAGAUGUGCCUCAAGGUGUCUCAGCCUGCACAUCACUCGCAUCUCCGCUUUUUUCAAGCACUCCCAGAAUAAUGGAUCCUUGGUGUGGUGUCAGAAUCACAAACAGUGCUCAAAGUGCCUUGAGCCCUGCAAGGAAUCCUGGGACCUGAAGGAAAACCAGUGCCAGGACUUAUGCGAGACUCUCUUUCCCAAGAAGCACUAUGAGUGUCUGACUAGCUGUGAGUUCCUGAAGUCUGUGGAGGGGGUGAAGCAGGGGGACUGCCCGGCUCCUGAUAAGGCCAGUGGUUUCGCUGCAGCCUGUGUGGAGAGCUGCGAGGAGGAUGGAGAGUGUUCCGCUGUCAAGAAGUGCUGCACCAAUGGCUGCGGACACACCUGUCAAAACCCCAAGAACCUCUACAAAGGAGCUCCUCUGAAGCCUAGGAAGGAGCUAGUGUUUGUGGAACAGCUGUCAGGAGGCCUGGAGAUCCGCUGGUCCUCUAAGUUCAACAUCUCUGUGGAGCCUGUCCUGUACGUGGUGCAGCGCUGCUGGAACUAUGGCAUCCACCCCAGUGAGGACGACGCCACAGAGUGGGAGACCGUGGCACAGACUACAGAGGAGCGCGUCCAACUGGCCGACAUCAGAGCCAGCAGAUGGUACCAGUUCAGAGUGGCGGCUGUCAACGUGCACGGGACCCGCGGGUUUACUGCCCCCAGCAAACACUUCCGCUCCUCCAGAGAUCCUGCUGCCCCUCCCAGCCCAGCCAGCCUGCGUGUCACCAACAUGACGCUGGGUGCUGAGGGGACGGUGACAGCCCGUCUCAACUGGACCCUGCCCGAGGAGCCUGACAUCCCAGUCCAUCACUACAAAGUCUUCUGGAGCUGGACCGUCCCUGGCAAGUCCCUGGUGCCAUCCAAGAAGAAGAGGAGGAAGACCACCAACGGGGCCCAGAGCUGGGUGGAUGUGGAGGGGCUGCUGACCAACAGUAGCUACACGGUGGAGCUGCAGGCCGUCACCUACUGGGGUCAGGUGCGUCUGAAGAGCUCCAAGGCGUCACUCCACUUCAGCACCUCCUCCCAGAACAAUGGCUCAGUGAAACUAGUGUCCAAGAAAGAGAAGGAAGUGAUCAUGCCCGUUGGCUCCACCCUGAGCAAGCGCCCGGCAGGCCCUCUGGAGGUCGGCACACCCUUCUACCAGGACGGCCAGCUGCAGGUGCGCGUUUACUGGAAGAACCGGGAAGACCCUCUGGUGAGUCGUUACCAUGUCCAGUGGAUGCCUGAGUACUGCAGCCAUAACGAGACCAGAGGACCAGAGAAAUCCGUCACCCAGGAGAACUAUAUCAACGUCCCGGGCCUGCUCUUCUCCUGCAAGUACAAAGUCACCGUUCACAUGCUCAAGUCCAAGAGACGCGCCAAGGAUGAGAGCACCACCUUUCUCACCCCGUCCUGCGCCACCAUCAGGAACAAGAGCCACAAACACAUCCCCUGUCCUGUGGAGGGAGCCCCAGUUCCCAAAGUGUUGGCUAAGCCAGAGAAUCUGACGGCGUCCUUCUCCAUCCAUGAGGGAAAUAUCACAGGCAACUUCCUGUGGCGGGUGUCAGGGGUCCUGGCCCAUCAACGAAUCACAGGCUUUCAGGUCACCUGGGCAGAGGUCACCACAGAGAGCCGACAAAACAGCCUGCCCAACAGCAUCAUCUCCCAGUCCCAGAUCCUGCCUCCAGACCAUAAUCUGCUGGUGGUGUCUAACCUGCGACCAGCCACGUACUACAGACUGGAGGUCCAGGUGAUAACGUCAGGAGGGGAGGGUCCUGCCUCUGUCAAGACCUUCCAGACCCCCAGUGUGUUACCAGUCCUGCAACACCGACCCAGACUCAGGCAGCACCAUCCACACCAGAAGCUCUCAGCAGAAAGACAUUGAGACCCCUUGGCCCAUCAGACCCAGUUUGGCCGGAAUCAAUGUCUUACAGCACCUUCACCCAGGGAGGGAAUUUGGUGUGGAACCACACAGCAGACCAUGAACUCUGACCCCAACCCAUGUGAUAUGGGUUCACCUUCAGGCUGCACAGAAUAUGCUUUCCCCUCACAGUCCUUUCUGAUUCAACCCACUGACUGGGCUCUCUGCACCAUACAGUCAGAUACAUACUCUUAUGUAGGACUUUUCUUUAGGACAGGUUGGUUCAUUCUCUCGUUAUUUCACUGAAGGCUUUGUGGGACAGAGCCUAAGAUGGUUAAGGAGUUCUCAAACUGUUGUCAUCCAAUUUAACCAAUUACAAAGCAACAGUAUAUUAUCAAUUCCAAUUGUAUUUCAUUAGAUAAAAUAGCUCAAAGGUUGUUAGAUUAAAAAAGGCAGAGAGAAAGUAUUGUUUUUACCAUGAUAUUCAAGCAUUUUGUUUGAAUAUCUUGGUAACUUAAGUAGGGUUGGGCGGUAUAUAUAAAUAUUGUCAGUAUGAUUUUCCAAUACAGUCGAUACAAUUUUUGGGGGUUUGAAAUACAUUUUAAUAUUAGUACUUUUUAAAUUAAUACCUUCAUUCAACUUGUGCACUAGGUAAUAGAUGUGGCAGAUCAUGUUCAUCAUUUCACCUGUUAGAUGAUUUUUCAUUAUGAAGCUUAAGGUACUAGUUUCUCAAAACAGUUGUUUGAGCCAGUCACGUGUGUUUGUUUACAGAGAAGCACAAUGAGCAAAAUGGGAGCUUCGUGAGGUAAGUCACUCUUGCAGCGCAACUUAAGUGAGGUGAUGCAAUUCUGAAAUUCUAUACUAAUGUUUGCCAGCUAAAUAUCUUAUAACUAUUAAGUUAACUAUCUAAGACGUGCCAAAUAAAUUAUUUCCAGUUUGGUUUUGCUAAUUUGCUAAUCUUAGCUAAGUGGCUAAAGUUAGCUUGAAAGAUCAAGCUUCUUGGUAACAGCAGCAGAGACAACCCCCUCCUGGAUUAUGACCCCUGCUGUCUAAUAUUUGUUUUAUGUGUUCUGCGUUUUGCAACACUUUCAUACCGUUAUGAGCUAGGUUGUCUUUUUUAGUUGUAAAUGUUUGCAUGCGCUCGUUAGCAUUUACCUAACAUCCGCUAUGAGGAUUCCUUAGUAUUUGUUAGCAUUCUGGUAAGCUACAUGUGUUGGGCUUUAAAAAAAACAAUUUGUUAAAAAUAGCGGCCAUUUUGUGGACAACCGGUUAUACCGUAUAUCACGGGAUGGCACAAGCACGGCAUGGAAGUCUGGAUACCACCCAACCCUAGUAACUAAAUUGAAGACACUUGAAUAACAGUGGGGGAAAUGCCAUACAAUUGUAAAACACAAUCAUGUAUUCAUUGAGAAAGGAGUGUUGAAUUUCACCUAUUUAUUUUACCAAGUAAGUUAAACGAUGUCCCUUAGGCAUAAUGGAAUAAUGGAACUAAACCCAGUGUAGUUUAACCCAGAAUACUUCUCAUAGUAUGUUGCAUGUAGAAGUACAUUCAGUGCUUGACUUGGGCAGGAGCUCACCAGAGCUGAGGACCUGCACCUCAAAUGUUCUACUGCUUGAGCUCCUGUUCCUCUUAUAGAAUAUAAGCUCAAAAGUAUUGUGGAGCUACUGCACCUAAAUAUAGACAGUACCAGCACCCAAAAAUGAGUACCAGCACCUAUUUCCAUCCAAGUCAAGCACUGAGUACAUUUGAUUUUAAACUGUAAAUGAAUUACCAGCUUCAACUUGAAUGCUUGUAAUGGUUUUGCAUGUCAAACGUGAGUGUUGUGUAGGCAUAAAUACGUCUGUGUUACCUCUAUGUUAGCAAUAUUUCAUUAACAGAGAAUUAUAUGGGGAAUAAUAUGUCAUGUUUAUUAAUGAAAUUAUAACUGUGUGGAAAUGAUGGAAUUGUAUGUUAUUGGCUGUAGAAAUAUUUGUUGUGGAACGGACAGUGAAUGUCUAUUUAUUUAUGUAUGUGUGUUUUAGUCUAGAGUAUUUGAACCGGCAAAACAUCUUGUAAAGACAUUUUGUAAAAAUGGAAUUGUAAAUAUAGUCUCAUGUUACAUGUUAUUUUUCCAUGGUAGAAACUGUUAAGUAAUAAAAUAAUCCUUAACCUA